AACUGAAAAACUGACAAACGGUUAUCCCCGCGCCCGCCCCCAAUGAGGGCUCACCUCCUUCCUCUAUCCGCCCCAGUCUUCACUCGCCCUCUGCUCCCAAACCCUAAGCUGCCUUACCUCCGUCUUCACCGCUCGAUCAAGUCCCAGGUCGCUGCCGCUAAAAGCCACUGGGGCUCCGACUACGAUGAUUUCGAUCUCGAGGACGAUGAUUUCGGCAACGCGAACCAAAGGGUCUGGUGGUCCGAUUACGGGGACGACGAGCUCGGAUUCGAUGAAGACGGUGAAUUUUGGGUCUUCAAGAUUUUCAGAGCUUUUGGGUGGAUGCUUCCUGCAAUUGCAAUAUCAUUGCUACUGGGCACUGGCCCGAAUGCUUUCAUCAUGGCCUUAGCAGUUCCCUUGGGACAGAAAGUGAUCUCUGUAACAUUUGACAAGGUCUGGGGAUGGACGGUCGGUAGCCCAAGACCGAGCUCAAGGCCCAAGACCAGGAAGAAACCAUUUUCAAGGGCCACCAAUGAGACCAGAACGAGCGCCGGAAAGCAAGAAAAGGGACCGCGAGGGAGUUACCAAUCGUGGGUACCAGGGGACGGGUUGAAUGGAAGAGGCGACAGUAAAGGGCAGAGGUUUGGCGGAUGGGAUGAUCUGGAUGGUAAGACCAGGGCCAAUGAUUUUGUCAGGACAUCGAGAAGACAAGAAGAGGGGUCCCGAGAGAAGCCAAAGUCAGGGAAGUUGAGUCGGGUAGGUAGAGUGAGGGAAAGGCCGUUACUCCUCCGGCUGCUGGUUGCUGCAUUUCCAUUCUUGGGCUCGUGGAUGAGGAUUUUGUUUUGAUUCUAGAUUGGAUAAGUACUUUCUCUCUUGGUUGCUUGUGUACAAAACCCUUCGAGGUAAUUUAUGGAUAUUGUGCAAAAUCGAGAUGCAGUGGAUAUUAUUAUUUGUUUGAAUG
This is a messenger RNA of Punica granatum (pomegranate), 940 nucleotides long. Lineage: Eukaryota; Viridiplantae; Streptophyta; Magnoliopsida; Myrtales; Lythraceae. The record is from RefSeq and is a predicted model, not a curated record.